AUGCAACAGCCCAACAAGGAAAUACAGCACAUCAGCAACCAUACACUUUACACUGAUGGUUCUAAACAUGCUGAAGGCGUUGGCAGUGCUUUCCUGCACUGUUGGCAAAGCCAAGAAUUACAUCAUUGGAAAGGCCACCUAGGUGACAGCAAUAGCGUCUUUCAGGCAGAAGUGAUAGCAAUUACAGCUGCUGUUGAAUAUCUAAUAAGCCGAAAAAUCUCAAAAGCUUAUCUCUAUACGGAUAGUAUGUCUGCCUUGCUGGCCCUAAGCAAACACAACCAUGUUUCCCCGUUGAUCAUCCGCCUUCAAAAACUCUUAAAAGAUAACCCACAGGUACACGUGGACAUGACGUGGGUGAAAGCUCACGAAGGCAAUGCAGGUAAUGAGGCAGCGGACGUGCUCGCCAAAGAGGCAGCCUCAAACAUCAACGCACGUCCCAUCGCUGUUCCGGCGCCACCUUCCCAUCUUAAAAGACUGCUGAAAGGCGCAGCAGUCCAGUGGUGGCAAAGAGUAUGGGAACAUGGAAACACAGGAAGAAGAGUGUAUGGUUUUCUACCGAUGGUGACAACGGAGAGACUCAUAGCAAACGCUCCACUUACUAACUUUGUAACUGGGCACGGUCCCUUCCCGGACUACUUCAACAGACGCACUAUUUCUAAUACGGAUCGCUGUGUAUGCGGGGAAGAGGGGACACCCGAUCACUAUAUCUUCCGGUGCCCACUCACAGAACAGCACCAUUUCCCGGAACCCACGAACAUACCUGCCUUCCACAAGUUUAUCCUUAAAAAUAAAGCGGCAAUCAACACAGUGUGCAAAAUCGUUAACACCAUUAAGGCCUACGGCCAAGACCUUUGCCUCCCAUUAUAA
This is a messenger RNA of Stegodyphus dumicola, 867 nucleotides long. RefSeq lists its product as uncharacterized. The record is from RefSeq and is a predicted model, not a curated record. NCBI's taxonomy places the organism in Eukaryota, Metazoa, Arthropoda, Arachnida, Araneae, Eresidae.